This is a messenger RNA of Aspergillus alliaceus, 1116 nucleotides long. RefSeq names its product luciferase-like domain-containing protein. The coding region runs from base 1 to 1116 and encodes 371 amino acids. The record is from RefSeq and is a predicted model, not a curated record. NCBI's taxonomy places the organism in Eukaryota, Fungi, Ascomycota, Eurotiomycetes, Eurotiales, Aspergillaceae. Gene Ontology annotation, molecular function: oxidoreductase activity, acting on paired donors, with incorporation or reduction of molecular oxygen; monooxygenase activity. The transcript has 3 exons.
AUGGCCUCGGUAACUGAGUCCCUCUCGUUCGGCAUCACAGCAUCCACAACAUAUGAAACGUCGCCGUACGCAUUGGCCCGGAAAUUCUCAACCCUGGAUCAUCUCACCCGCGGCCGUGUGGGCUGGAAUAUCGUGACUUCUUUCCUUGAUAGUGCGGCGAAGGCCUACGGGAUGGACGAACAGAUUCCGCACGACGAGAGAUAUGCGCGAGCAGAUGAGUACAUGGAGCUCGCGUAUAAGCUUUGGGAGGGGACGUGGCGCGAUGGGGCUGUUGUCAAGGAUGCCAAGUCGGGGGUCUAUAGUGAUCCUAGUCAGGUGCGGGCGAUUGAGCAUCAUGGGAAGUAUUUUAAGAGCACGGCGGCGAGUCAGUUGCCGGCUUCAAGGCAGAGGACGCCGUUACUCUUUCAGGCGGGGGCUUCGUCGGCCGGGAAGAAAUUUGCGGCUAAGCAUUCGGAGGUUAUGUUUUUGCCUGGUCUUGAACCGGAGAAAACUAGGGCUGUUGUUGAGGAUAUGCGGAUACAUCUCGCCGAAGUAGGCCGCCCGAUGGAUAGCAUCAAGUUCAUUGCAGGCAUCCUGGUAAUCGUCGACGAAACAGACGAAAAGGCCCAGACCAAAUAUGAAGAGUACCUAGCCCAAUCCGACCUCGACGGAGUGGCAACCCUUUUCGGCGGCUGGACCAGCAACGAUCUGUCCAAGUUCGAUGACGACGAAGACUUCUCUUUCACCGCCGUUGGUGGGAUACAGUCUAUGAUCUCGAGUUGGUCGAAGACCGUCCCAAACUCCAACGGGCUGAAGUGGACCAAGCGGCGGGUUCUCCAGGAAUUGGCGCUAGGCGGUGCGCAUCCUCGCGCGAUUGGUUCGCCGAGUACUGUUGCCGAUAUUUUGCAGAAAUGGGUUGACGUGGCGGGGGUUGAUGGGUUUAAUUUCUCGUAUGCUGUUUCGCCGGGGACCUUUGAGGAUAUGAUCGAGUAUUUGUUUCCUGAGCUGAGACGGCGGGGUGUGAUUUGGGAGGAGUACGAGGUUAAGGGUGGGUCGGCAAGAGAUAAUUAUUUCCAGGACGGACUUGGGCCGAGGUUGCGUGAGGGUCAUCCAGGCAGGGAAUAUACGUGGAACUGA